ACAAUGGGUGACCAUACAUUGUUUGGCCUACCCGACCUUCUCUGUAAAUAACUUUAUUGUGUAAAAACAAACUGUAAUUUACAACGUUUCUUGUAUAUUAUCUGUGAAAAUAGCUUCUUACACGGAGUAGCAAUUCAGAUUGCUGUCCAAAGAACUUCAGCCAAGAUGAAGUAUUUGCUGAUAUAUAGGCAAUAUAAAUAACGCCGUUAUGUACACCCAGCAAAAUCUUGACGUUCACUUUAGCCACUGACAUAUUUGUCAAUGAGCGGCUAUAAUGCAAUACAUAACCUUAUCGUAUCGAUAUAGCGGGCUGUAGUUUGUCAGGAAAUAAGUGUAUAUUUUGGUACUAGCGCCCAAAUCGUUUCUUCGAAUAAUUAGUGGAAUUAUUUGUCAAUGCCAACGAACAGAUGAAUAGCUACAAAUAGUGAAAUUUCGAGUAGAUGAGGACUACCCCACUAAAAUUGUGUUAGUGCACGUUCAGGUUCUCGGGCUUUUCGAAGCAGUUUCAAUGCCGUACGUUGUGAAGUGUUUACUCUGCGAGAAUGACGCUAACAACGUCAAGGAUGGCACUCAGUUUUUCAGGGUGCCCGUCGAUGUAGACGUCCGAGAACGUUGGCAAAACGCUCUGCAGUGCAAAAAAUUUUCUAGCAGAAAUUUCAUAUGCUCAAAACAUUUCAAUCCCGAUGAUUUGCAAUGUGUUAGCGGCCAAAUAUUUCUCGGAAAGCAUGCACUUCCUAUACACCCGGAUAAAAAGGAAUCCCAUCUGCAGUCAGAUUUGAUCACGAUGCCAAUGAUAAAUUUGCAAAUCGAUAGAAAUUCAAGCGACGAAGAAUCGACGGCCGAAAGUGUAGUAUCGCCAAUGCGAACGGAACGCUUUGUAGCCCCGGAAGAGCCACUAAAGUAUAUUAGUAGAAUUCCAAUUUUUCAUCUACAAACUGUACAGUGUGGAGAGUAUGGAAAACCAAUACAAGCACCACUUAAGGAUACCAUAUCCCAGGGAACUCAAACUUCAAUAGAUGAUGUUGCAUCGGUUGCUCCAAAAUCGAUUGGAACCCAAAUUCCUGAUAGCGAAGAUAUGGAGUACUUCAAUCCCGAAGAAACGCUUAUCCAACAGAGUAACGAAGCAAAUGAAUUAGCAAAAGCAAAUUCAACCAUUCAGGACCUGAACGAGCUGCUAAAGGAGAAAAAUGCUUCAAUACAUUCCUUGCAAAAUAAAAUACUACACCAGACGCGAAAAAUAAACCACCUGAUCAAAAUCAUAGGCAAUCUAAGAAGAGCAGGCUUCAGAUACAAUGUUGCUCCACUUCAUGGCAAUAACUAUUCUCCAAGCAAUGGACUUAAAAGUGCUGCCGGGGAAAUAAAAAUACAAACAAUUCAGGCUGUUCCUCCUGAAGUGGAAUCUACUAAAACCAACCACCCAGUAGUAAGUAAAGCUACGGUUGUGGCACAAACGGCACAUGGUCCGGCACUACCAAGGAUUUAGACAAGAUCGAAGUCUAUAUCUCAUUCCAAACAGGCGGAAAGAAGUAAAAGAUGACAUUUAUUGAAAAGAUGUUACAUAGUUCUUCCAAAUAUCAGACAAAGGUGAUAUAUCCGAUAUCGAUAUUUCCUUCACUGCCAAAAGAGAAGGACUUAUUAUUUGAAUUACUCUUAAAGGAAAAUGAAACGUAUUAAAUACGACUAAUGGCAAUAAUUUAAUUGACUCAAAGCAACAGUGAAGAUGCUACCAAUAUGAUAUAAAAUUGAAUUGAAUUGGAGAUGUGAUUGCAUGUUCAACAAUGAAUUUACUAAAAGUCUAAAAUUAGAGAUAGGAAUAAUGUCUUGAUCAAGGGUAUGGUGAUUUCUCUUUUCUGUUUUUAACUUAUUCGAAUUUUUUAUUCAUUUGUAUAAUUUUGCCCACACCCUUAAGGGAGUGAAAUAAUCGAUCAAAAAUGUGCUAUAUUUAUUAACAUGAAAGGUGUCCGGGAGCAAAUCAGGAUCUCAGAAUUAUAUAAUAAAAAAAUUCCGAAGUAUAUUAAUUUAAUAAAACCAGUUUUUUAAAUGAAAAGAAUUUUGAUUUUACCAUUA
Messenger RNA from Hermetia illucens (black soldier fly), 2067 nucleotides. RefSeq lists its product as uncharacterized. The record is from RefSeq and is a predicted model, not a curated record. The coding region runs from base 509 to 1483 and encodes 324 amino acids. NCBI's taxonomy places the organism in Eukaryota, Metazoa, Arthropoda, Insecta, Diptera, Stratiomyidae. The transcript has 7 exons.